Messenger RNA from Aspergillus terreus NIH2624, 1479 nucleotides. RefSeq lists its product as uncharacterized. The transcript is spliced from 7 exons. The coding region runs from base 1 to 1479 and encodes 492 amino acids. Gene Ontology annotation, biological process: transmembrane transport. NCBI's taxonomy places the organism in Eukaryota, Fungi, Ascomycota, Eurotiomycetes, Eurotiales, Aspergillaceae. Gene Ontology annotation, molecular function: transmembrane transporter activity. The record is from RefSeq and is a predicted model, not a curated record.
AUGUCGUCCACACCGUCAUCCAUCGAGAAGCCCCAGGGGGUCGAACCAAUCGAUGAUCACCAGCAAUUAUCAGAACUGGAACGAAACACCUCGGCGCAAGAAAAACAAGAAGACUCUGCCCCCACUCCAGAUGCUUCGCCUCGAAAUAUCCAUGGGUUUCUGUGGUUCCUGGUUGUGAUCAGUAUCCUGUCGAGCAUCUUCCUGUACUCGCUGGACAACACGGUGGUGGCCGACAUCACUCCGGCGGCCGUGAACAGAUUCGGAGACGUUGUGAAGCUUCCCUGGCUCUCGGUUGGAUUUCUGCUCGGCGGAGCGGCGGUUGUCCUCCCCUUUGGGAAGUUCUACGGUCUCUUCGAUGCCAAAUGGCUGUACAUCAUCUCGUCCGUCGUGUUCAAUGUCGGCUCCGCCCUCUGCGGCGCCGCACCCAACAUGGAUUCUCUCAUCGUGGGACGCGUCCUGGCUGGAAUGGGAGGAAAUGGGAUGUAUCUUGGUGUCAUGACUCUCUUGUCCGUGAACACGUCGGACCGUGAGCGGCCGGGAUACUUGAGUUUUGUGGGUCUUGUGUGGGGUAUUGGAACCGUCCUGGGCCCGGUGGUUGGCGGUGCGUUCGUGGAGUCCCCCGCAACAUGGCGCUGGGCCUUCUAUAUCAACCUGUGCGUAUCGGGUCUGUUUGCGCCGGUUUACCUUUUUCUCAUUCCGUCGUUCAAACCCCGUGCCGGGACCAAGAUCACGACGCUUCUCCGUGAGUUUGAUGUAGUGGGAGCCAUUCUCAGCAUCGGCGCCAUCGUCACGUUGAUCAUGGCUAUCAACUUCGGCGGCGCGCUCUAUCCCUGGAAUAGUGGUCCGACCAUCGCCCUCUUUGUCGUUUCAGGGGUGCUGUUCAUUGUGUUUGGGAUCCAACAGGGGUGGGAGGUGUUCACCAGCUUGACCGAUCGCAUCUUCCCGUGCCAGUUCCUGCGAAACAUCAACGCGAUCUUCCUCUUCAUUUGCGCAGCGGCAGUCAACACGGCCGGCUUUAUCCCAAUCUACUAUAUCCCCUUGUAUUUCCAGUUUACAAGGGGAGACGAUGCCAUCAAGGCUGCCGUUCGGUUGCUGCCUUUAAUAUUCGUGCUCAGUGCCUGUAUUCUGGCCAACGGACAUCUGAUGUCUCGGUUCAGCUACUUCCAGCCGUGGUAUGUUUUCGGUAGUGUUCUGACGUUGAUCGGCGGCGUCUUGCUCUCUCGCAUUCGACCCGACACCCCGGAGGCAAAUAUCUACGGUUAUGAAAUUAUUGUCGGUAUCGGGACCGGCUGCUUCAUCCAAGCCGGCUAUGCUGUCAUUCAGGCUGUGGUACCCCCCGCCGAGAUGGCCUACGGUAUCAGCUACAUGAUGUUGGGUACGCUCCGGGCCCCAGUGACAAAAUAUGACAACUCGGGGGCAUUGCCUUUGGUCUCGCCAUUGCGGGAGCGGUUUUCAUCAACAAAGCUGUCACUGGUCUGA